AUGAACUCGUCUGUUAUUUCAAUCAAACUUGUAUUGCUAGGUGAAGCGGCGGUAGGUAAAUCCUCCAUCGUUCUUAGGUUUGUGUCAGAUGAUUUCACAGAGAACAAGGAACCUACCAUCGGGGCAGCAUUCUUAACUCAAAGGGUUAAUAUCGGCGAUGAGACAGUGAAGUUUGAGAUAUGGGAUACUGCAGGACAGGAAAGAUUUGCAUCUUUGGCACCUAUGUAUUACAGGAAUGCCCAGGCGGCUUUGGUUGUGUAUGACGUUACUAAACCACAGUCGUUUAUUAAAGCACGUCAUUGGGUAAAAGAAUUACAUGAACAAGCUAGCAAGGGUAUUAUAAUUGCUCUUGUGGGUAACAAGAUUGAUGUUCUGGAGAGCGGCGAAGAAAGGAAGGUUGCGCGCGAGGAGGCCGAGAGAUUAGCGGAGGAGGAAUCACUUCUUUAUUUCGAGACAAGUGCAAAGAGCGGUGAGAAUGUUAAUGAAGUCUUCCUCGCUAUCGGCGAGAAGAUCCCACUGAAAAAAGCGCAAGAGUCAGCAAAUCAGUCGAAUGGUGUGAGAAUUGCGGAUGAUCAAAGGAUAGAUUUGACGUCAUCUGUGAAUGGACCUGUUAAGGCCGCUGGUUGCAAUUGCUAG
Messenger RNA from Torulaspora globosa, 636 nucleotides. Its product is annotated as Rab family GTPase. Gene Ontology annotation, molecular function: GTPase activity; GTP binding. Lineage: Eukaryota; Fungi; Ascomycota; Saccharomycetes; Saccharomycetales; Saccharomycetaceae. The record is from RefSeq and is a predicted model, not a curated record. The coding region runs from base 1 to 636 and encodes 211 amino acids. The transcript has a single exon.